GUUGUGUUGCGUUACAGUCACGCAUGCCAUGACCAUUGGUUCAAAGCGCCACUUGGCGCAAGCGAAUGGACGCUGCGAUGGGUGGAGAUGGCAUGAAGGUAUGAAACCAUGUGACAUACUGUAGAGGAAGCACAUCCCUGUCCUGUAUGUACGACGAUGAUGCCAUGGCAGACAGGAGGCAGAAAGGAGGAAAGAAAAGUCCUGCCCGUCCCAUCCGCUCCCACUUCGUACGAGAAAAAAAGAACGGGCUCUGACUCUUUUGGCGCUGGCGCCGUUGGGCCCUUUGAUGCAGAUUGGAUCAGAUCGAGGUUUUUGUCAGUGAAUUGAUCGAGCCUGCUUACGGAGAGAGCGAGCGAGCGAGAGGCGGGGAUCUGGAUUGAAGUUCUGGUGGUGUUUAGUGCUAGUUAGUGAGGACGAUCCUGUGCACCAGAGAGAGAGAGAGAGAGAGAGAGAGAGAGAGAUGGAGGCAGUGCAGGUGGAGGUGGAGUGAUGAUAGUUUUGCAGCAGGAGACGGAGGGUGGGAGGAGGAGUUGGGUGGCGAGAGGACGAGCAGAGCCGAGGAGUGGAGUGGAUUGAGCUCUUCGUUCGACGUCCGAUAGGGAAGCAUGACGAUGUGGAAUGGAUCCGGGGGAGUGCACUUCUCUGGUGAUGAGGAAGAUAGCAACGGGAGUUUGGCCAGAUGUGUUCUCUCGAAACGGGGGAGUAAAGCUCUGAAGCCAUUUUCUCCGUACAUUCAGGCUGUCAAUGAAGCGAAGGCGCAUCAGUGGACGCCGAAGAAUACGGACGGAUAUUUUCUUAUGGCAACGGCUGAGAGUGUGCUGUCCUUCGACCUCAUCCACGAUAAGAUUCGGAGUUGUCGAGAAGUACCUGCCACUGUCGGCCUUUACGGAGAUUUUAGAGGAGGCAAUAGAUUACGAAAUGCAAUUGCUAAGAUGAUGGAGAGGACUUUUAUGGGUGUAGAGGUGAAUACUUCCAACAUUUGUAUAUCGAGUGGAGUUACAGCGGUGUUGGACCUCUUCUUUUUUGCAACAUGUGAUGCCGGAGAUGGGUGUCUAAUUCCCGCACCUUACUUUCCUGCCUUUGAUAAUGACAUGGCAAUUCGAAAUGGAGUAGAACCCAUACCUGUGCAACCAGCAGAUACUCAAACCUAUAUUCCAACUGCAACCGAAAUGGAAGCAGCAGCAGUCGCUGCCGAAAUAAAAGGCGCAAAGCCGAGGGUGUUGCUGGUAACAAAUCCUGGGAACCCACUCGGCACUCUGUACCCCGAAUCUACAUUGAAAGAGUUGCUAGUGUGGGCAGUAAAUCGAGGACUGCACGUGCUGUGUGACGAGAUAUAUGCGAACUCCAAAUUCGGAACCUCAGCAAAUGAGUUCAUUAGUAUGGAGAAGGUGGCCAGUAUUGCCGUUGCAGAGAAUUUGUUGUCUCAAAAGUCAGUGGCGGAGAGGGUUCAUACAGCCUAUGGAAUGAGCAAAGACUUUGGGAUGAGCGGCUUUCGUGUAGGCUGUUUACAUACAAGGAACAAAGACAUGCAGAAGUUUUGGCAGAAUAUGGGUAUGUUUGCUGCAGUGUCUAAUGACACACAACAUGCACUGUCGAUAAUGCUUGAAGAUGAGGAAUUUGUUGAUUUUUACGUCGCUGAAAAUAACAGGCGGUUGAAGAAAUCUUACGAACUUUUUACUUCGCUGUUGACGGCCGAAAAGGUCAAUUACAUGCCAGCAUGUGCAGCCAUGUUUUGUUGGCUUGAUCUGCGCACUCUCCUUCCCGAGCCUACAUUUGAAGCUGAAGAUCGCUUGUGGAAGGAAAUUAGAGACGAGUGUCGCGUUAUUCUUACCCCAGGUAAAGCUUGCCACUAUGCUGAGCCUGGGUUUUUCCGGGCGUGCUAUGCAUCAAUGCCACCCGAGCAUUUGAAAGUGGCUACCCAGCGUCUGGCCGCAUUUGCAGAAAGGAAGCGGAGGAAGAGAAAGGCAGACAGCCUUGCAGUUUCAGAUUGACUUGUUGGAGGUGGUCACUCCUGUCUGCGUGAGGCGUCUUCGAUUCGAUUCAUUGAGAAGUCUACAAUUACCCUAUUUUUACAAGGGUUCUAUACUGGCCAACCUUGUACCAUAAGAGAAAUAAAUUACAGUUUCAAGC
Molecule: messenger RNA, 2130 nt
Organism: Marchantia polymorpha subsp. ruderalis
Lineage: Eukaryota; Viridiplantae; Streptophyta; Marchantiopsida; Marchantiales; Marchantiaceae
Source: the annotation of a GenBank genome assembly